Thunnus maccoyii (southern bluefin tuna) is the source of this 1085-nucleotide messenger RNA. RefSeq names its product NADH:ubiquinone oxidoreductase core subunit S7 (gene ndufs7). Bases 58 to 717 code for a protein of 219 amino acids. Lineage: Eukaryota; Metazoa; Chordata; Actinopteri; Scombriformes; Scombridae. Gene Ontology annotation, molecular function: quinone binding; 4 iron, 4 sulfur cluster binding; NADH dehydrogenase (ubiquinone) activity. Gene Ontology annotation, biological process: aerobic respiration; electron transport coupled proton transport; mitochondrial respiratory chain complex I assembly. The transcript has 8 exons. The record is from RefSeq and is a predicted model, not a curated record.
GCAGCUCGCGCUUAUACGUAACACGGGAAGGAGUGUGACGUAAACAGAAUCCCAAAGAUGGCGGCGUUGGUCGUGCCCCGUCUGGCCACAUUUGGCUGCUUUUCAACAAGGCCCAUUUCAGUUUUUGCUAUUCAGCAGAAGAAUCUGCACAGCAGUGCUAAAAGCGAGAAUACCACCACGAGUGUGGUUCCAGUCAGAGAGAAAAGCACAGCAGUGGCAGCAGCCAAACCAGCAUCUGUAGCCAGCAGCAAGGGCGAGUAUGUUAUCACCAAGCUGGACGACCUGGUUAACUGGGCACGAAGGAGCUCUCUGUGGCCUAUGACCUUUGGUCUGGCAUGCUGUGCGGUGGAGAUGAUGCACAUGGCGGCGCCCCGUUACGACAUGGAUCGCUUCGGUGUGGUGUUCAGAGCAAGUCCCCGACAGUCUGAUGUCAUGAUUGUGGCAGGAACGCUAACCAAUAAGAUGGCUCCGGCUCUGCGUAAGGUGUACGACCAGAUGCCUGAGCCAAGAUACGUCAUCUCCAUGGGAAGUUGUGCCAAUGGAGGAGGCUACUACCAUUACUCCUACGCUGUCGUCAGAGGCUGCGACCGAAUCGUACCAGUGGACAUUUAUGUUCCAGGUUGUCCUCCCACUGCAGAGGCUCUCCUCUACGGGACUCUACAGUUGCAGAAGAAAAUCAAACGUGAGAAGAAGAUGAGGAUCUGGUAUCGGAAGUGAAUGUGUAAUAUGUGUGUUUAUCUGGUAUGUAAAUGAUGUAUUUCUGGUUUCAUUUGGAGCGUCGCUCCUCCUCCAUGUAGAGCUGCAGGAACUAACUUCAAUAAAGUCGUUGUUGUAAUUUACACAAGAAGCACUACUGCUUAUUUUCAACUAAACACAGCAGCAGCCAGUCAGCUCAGUUUUUCUCCUUUUCCAGAUCAGUAUUUAUGUUCACAGACACACAGUUUGAGCUUCUGUCAGAACUUCAACCAUAGAUGUGAUUCAUCUUUAUUCAUAGUUUGAAUAAGUUUCAUUCAUAGCCAUAAGAUAUGUGUCUCAUCUUACAUAAUCUGGAAUAUUAUUUUAAAUAAAUUCUGAUCUCAUGUGAA